This is a messenger RNA of Bradysia coprophila, 1843 nucleotides long. It is a transcript of the gene mthl14, whose product is annotated as methuselah-like 14. Gene Ontology annotation, molecular function: G protein-coupled receptor activity. Lineage: Eukaryota; Metazoa; Arthropoda; Insecta; Diptera; Sciaridae. The record is from RefSeq and is a predicted model, not a curated record.
AUGUUUUCAUUAAAAAUGUGUAACAAAAUGGCAUUAACCAAAGAAUCAGCACCUCACCACCAUCACACAUUAGUUGUAGGAUUAAUAUUUAUCUUCGUAAGGAUAUCAUCACAACAAGAGACUGCUAUUAAUACAACAGUAUCAGUAAUGCCGUCAAGCAUAGCCAUUAAACCUAUAGCAAUAGUGCAAAACAUAAGUACAAACAGUGAAAACACCACAUCUAGUGCAUUAACGACACAAUUGAGUGUAAAUGUGACGGUUACAGAAAUGCCGCCGAAAAGUGUAGUUACAACGACCGCUAGUGGUUCGUCAAAUAGUUGUACGGACUCUAAAAGACUUAGCGACGAAUUUCAACCGAAAUAUUCAAAUCAAGCUAAAUUGAAAAAGUGCUGUCCUCGCGGUGAAAUCUAUUUACCCAGCGGUGGUGGACGCGACAAAUGUGAUAUUGCUAAUGUGAAUUUCGUGCCGGUUGUCAUUGAGGCAGUGUUUUUCGAACAUUGCAUCGAAGAUACGGAGAAGAAUGUAACGCUCGACUAUGACAUCGGGAAUCCUUGUGGCGGCCAUGAGGCGUUAAUAUACAGCCAGGAUUAUGGUGACAAUUUGUAUGUCCUGCAGAACGGAUCGCUGCUGAGAGUCGACAGUGAUUUUUCGGGAUUUGAUAUAUUCGACGAGUACUGUUUGGAUAUGGACCGUGAUACUGCCGUUCUGACGGCGAUUGUGUGCAAUCAGACAAAUCCGUCGCAGCAUUUGGUACACGUUUCGAAGGCACAGUCUUAUCUUUAUGCAAUAUGUAUGUUAGCAUCCGUACCGUGUCUUCUAGCAACUGCCUACUUCUAUCUGUACAUUCCCGAGCUGAGAAACCUGCAUGGCAAAUCGUUAGCUUGUCAUUCAUUGUGCUUGGCCAUUGGAUUUCUCCUGUUGAGCAUUGCCCAAAUCAAUGGAAACAUAUCACAGGCGAUUGGAUUCGUCAUUCAAUACUUCAUCCUGUCGUGUUUCUUUUGGUUGGCUAUGAUGUGUGUGGACAUUUGCGUUGAUGUUUGGUACUUUAUUCCGCAAAAGACUGUCAUCAAACCCCUAGCGUACAUCAUCCGAUUUAUCAUUUACGCCACCAUCUCACUCGGUAUCCCAAUAAUAUUGGUGAGUUGUUCGGCCUCAAAAGCUCUGUAUGGAAUGCCCAGUUACUACCUCAAAGGACACACGGAAGCGACUAGAGAUUCGCAGCAGUAUUUCAUUCCGCCGAUCAGCACCAUUCUGUUCAUAUCGUUCGUUCUAUUGGUCGCUUCGUAUUUUGGAUUCAGGGAAUUGAAUCCAAUCGUUUUGAAGGCAUUUCUGGCGAAAAAGGUUAUGGAAAAACGGAAAAUUGCCAACACACUCGAAACGAUUAACGUGAAGUACUACGAGGAGGUGAAACAGACCGCACGCAGCACCGCAUUCCUCUACAUCAUCAUGACAAUCAAUUGGAUUUUCGAAAUCAUUUCCUUUUACGUGCAUUCGCUGGACUCGUCGCUAGUGUUAUUCGACAUUCUGAACGCAUUACAGGGCAUCGUCAUAUUCAUCAUAUUCGUGUGCCUACCCAAACCAAUGGCCGUGAUAAAACGUUGGUGGCAUGACCGAGGAUCGCUGGUAUUGCAUGAGACUGAAAUGCAGGUGUUGAACAACGGCGCGUAAAGCUUAUGAGAGAUUGGAUGCGCGAAAAGAUAUGACAAAUAGCAUACGGUUCUAGUUUCUUUGUUAGAGUCGAUUUUGUUGACUGUUUUUAGUUUGUAGUGAAAGCAACCCCCGUUCAAUAUAUUGUAUAACAGAAAUCUAAAUUAUUUGGAAUAAAUCAUUUCGCUUUGACUAA